This is a messenger RNA of Entrophospora sp. SA101, 587 nucleotides long. Lineage: Eukaryota; Fungi; Glomeromycota; Glomeromycetes; Entrophosporales; Entrophosporaceae. The record is from the annotation of a GenBank genome assembly.
GUGCAUUAGAAAGACUACACUUAAACUCUUUUGUCCACCCGUGUCUACAGGCGUCGCUUUGGUAUAUUUCAGCAAUAUGCUAUGAAUUUGGAGAAAUCAGAUCAAAAAAUCAUAUAAAACGUGGAUAUUCUGACGGUAUUGGGUAUCUAAACACAGCUGAUAAAUUUCAGCUAGUUUAUAUGGAAGGAUCGAAGCCAAACACUAAUGAUGGCAAAGAAAUUUCAAAUGCCUCAAAAAUAUCCUACAAUCUUCAAAACAUUUUUAUAAAUAUAAUAAAAGAUAACAUAAAAUGUAGACGACGAUUUCCCAAAAUGCUUGCUGUUUUUGGUGGGCAAAGUUUCCGCCUUAGAAUUCACCUACAAUUUUUAAACUAUUGUGAAGGAAAGUUCUUUCUGAAUGAAGUGGAUAAUACGAACCUCCCACGUGACUUCACUGAGAUGGUGGACUUUGUAUUCUUUUAUGAAUGUGUGAUAAAGUGGGCUUUACUGGCUCAGGAAGUAAAGGAAGGUUUCGAAGAAUCAAGAUCUCAACAAAGGCCUUCGAGACUCUCAUACAUUAAUAGCCUGAAUGUAGCGAAUACUCUAUAG